Scleropages formosus (Asian bonytongue) is the source of this 2101-nucleotide messenger RNA. RefSeq names its product aspartoacylase (gene aspa). NCBI's taxonomy places the organism in Eukaryota, Metazoa, Chordata, Actinopteri, Osteoglossiformes, Osteoglossidae. Gene Ontology annotation, molecular function: hydrolase activity, acting on carbon-nitrogen (but not peptide) bonds, in linear amides; hydrolase activity, acting on ester bonds. Gene Ontology annotation, cellular component: cytosol. The coding region runs from base 1082 to 2020 and encodes 312 amino acids. The transcript has 6 exons. The record is from RefSeq and is a predicted model, not a curated record.
CAGACCCACCAGAGAGUAGGCCCCUGGCCAAACCCACUGCGUCACCUAUGAAAUGUAUUUUUGUCCUAUAAUAUGGUGCCCACAUGUGAUGGGUUUUUAUUCGCAGUAGUGACCUUUAUUAGCUGUUCAGAUAGACAAGUUCUCUGGCUGCUGUCAUAUUAAUUAAAGGGCAAUUAAAACACAGCCAAAGGUCCACGUGAUUUCUGAGGGAGAGUUUGCGUAAAGUUACACCUAAGCGGGAAGCUAGAACAUGUCUUUGGUGCACUUGUUGGUGAGUCCAUUAAAUGGUCUCACGGCAUGAUUCCUUCCGAAUAAUUUGUUCAGGUUUCGGAUUUCACUUCCACAGUUGAACCCUUGAUCAACAUACUGUAACAGCGCUGAGGGGAGCUGAUAUAGUUCACUGUAAAUAGUGUCUAUUUCUGUGCAUAAUCUUCUGUUCUGAUUGGUCGUUGUAUUGCUUAUGCAUAGUUUGGCACGGGGGAAUUCUGGGGAGUUCACGGGGUGACCGCCUAACCAUUGUGUGGGGAAGGGGGGUUUAGAGUGCCGUGGGGGAAUUUUGCAGUGUUCUGGGACUGCUUGGUGUUGUCUGGAGUGUCUUCCCUAAGAUUGUUCUUGAGAGGAUAUGUAUGCAGUCAGUAAAGAGCGUGUUCCUGUUACUCUGGGUCAAUCUGUAGUAGUUCCAUGGGUGGAUCCUGCAAUAUUUACCCUGACUUAUACAGCGACGGCACGUGGUUGUGUAAAUGGAUAAAUCAUUGUACAGCUGAUGUAACAUUACAGCCUUAGGCUUAGAGAAAAGUGUCAGAUAAAAAUAAUGACAGCACGGACUUGCAGCUCGCGCUAAACACACGGAAAGCUUCAAUUGACAGUGUGAACUUGUUUUGGAAGAGUUUCUUUCGAAUUGAAGCGGGAGGAGGACCUUGGAACCUGGCCCGCCACACUGCUGUGGAUCUCGGUAAGCUUCUGGGCGCUUUGAACCCCCCACAGACCACCAUCUUCAUCCUCACUCGCACCUUCAGCGCAACCAUCAUCUCCUCCCGAGCCUCCCCCCUCCCAGCACUUUUCACACUCCUCUCUGCCCGCAAUGAACGGAGUCGCGAGCCUGUCCGCAGCUCACCGGGUCGCCGUCUUCGGGGGCACGCAUGGGAACGAGCUAUCCGGCAUCGCGCUCGUGGGUCUGUGGCUGCGGGACGGCGCGGAGAUCCGACGCAGAGGCCUCGAGGUGCGGCCCUUCAUGGCGAACCCGCGCGCUGUGCAGGAACGCGCGAGGUACAUCGACACGGACCUGAACCGCGCGUUCACGCCCGAGAAUCUGAGUAGCUUCCAGGGUGAAGACCUUCCUUACGAAGUCAAGAGAGCUCAGGAAAUCAAUCAGAUCUUUGGUCCUAUGGGCAGUCCUGAUGCCUACGAUGUUAUUUUUGACCUUCACAACACCACCUCCAACAUGGGAUGCACGCUCAUUUUGGAGAGCUCCAAUGACCACUUUAACCUUCAGAUGGUGCAUUACAUCAAGCAUGCUGUGGCUCCUGUCACCUGUUCAGUCCUGCUAAAUGAUCAUCCUCGCCUUCAUUAUUCCACCACGCGGUCUGUAGCAAAACACCCUAUUGGACUUGAGGUUGGUCCCCAGCCUCAAGGUGUCUUAAGAAGUAAUAUUUUUGAAUCCAUGAGGUUAAUUUUGAAGCAUGCUUUGGAUUUCAUUGAACAUUUUAAUGGAGGUGUAGAGUUUCUGCCUUGCACUGUGGAAGUGUAUCGAGUUGUGGAGAGAGUGGAUUACCCCAGAGACUCAAACGGCAACAUUUCUGCCAUGGUGCAUCCUGAUCUGCAGGACUGCGACUGGGAGCCUCUGAACCCUGGCGACCCUAUGUUCCAAAUGUUUGAUGGAAGAACUGUCCAGUACAAAGGUGACUGCACAGUGUAUCCUACAUUUAUAAACGAGGCGGCCUAUUAUGAGAAACAACAGGCCUUUGUGAUGACCAAAAAAGAGACGUUAAAUGCCAAUGGCAUUAAAGUUACCAAAAGUUAGCUCUCUUUGUGGGUGGUCAACAGAAAAUAAUCCCCAGGAUACAAUUUCAAAAAUAGAUUUUAUUAUUUUAACACUGAAGAU